Messenger RNA from Lithohypha guttulata, 1455 nucleotides. RefSeq lists its product as uncharacterized. Lineage: Eukaryota; Fungi; Ascomycota; Eurotiomycetes; Chaetothyriales; Trichomeriaceae. The record is from RefSeq and is a predicted model, not a curated record. Bases 1 to 1455 code for a protein of 484 amino acids. The transcript has 2 exons.
AUGACAGGAAAUUCUCGACAGACCAACAAGCUUCGAGGGAAAUCUAACACAACUCUUUUCAAGCGCGAGCCUUUGUCUCCACGAAAUGUACAACAUAUCAAUUUGGAAGACAGGAGCCUCACGCAAUACUGGUCUCCGAGGAGUAUCCUACCACGACAGUGUCAAGGGCAGAAUCCAGCUGCAACUCAGCGAGAUGCACAUAUUACACAAUUCGAUGAGGAUGGCCAAGGCUCUACCUCGGAGCAGCAGGCUUUUGAAGUGGCUCGAUGCAGUCUCGAGCAAUUCUCAGACAGAUUAGACCCAUUUGCACAGCUGCCGGUCAUGCUUAAUCGAUUUCAGGAGCAUCUGUUGAGCUUCUACCUACAAGCCUACCCAUUACUCAUAUACGGCAUGAGUCCACGUCUUAAACCACAUCCUGUAGCAACAAACUUCAGCAUUGCGAUCAACAAUCCCCCUAACUUCCAGGCGGCUCUAGCACGCUCAGCUCUGUACCGCAUCUCGCUGAAGAAGUACUCAAAUGAUACGGAGAAACAGGAGCUCGAGAUUGCCGUCAUGAGACACAAAGGUGAGGCGAUUCGAUUGGUCAAGCACAUGUCGAUAGCCAUCGAAAGAAAGACUCAGGGCAUAGAUAUGUUGAUAGCUGCCAUAGUGAGCCUCGGUACGCUGGACACCAGGACAGGCGCAAAGGACACAGCAUCGGUACAUUUUAUGGCGGUACGACAGCUAUUGCGAUCCAUAGGCGGUCCACUAUCAAUCAAAUCCGUCCUCCUAUCUAGAGUGAUGCUGCACUUCGAGACGCUCUACUCCUCUACCACGACCAGCUAUGUUUGGGACAAGACCGAUACGAAGUCUCUACUCAAGAAGACCAACGUCUUUCUUGACGAUAUAUGGAAGUUUUGGCUACAACUGGCAGGAAGCACCAACGUUCGAAAUUCAAACAGACCUUCAUCUAGUCAAUAUUCCGGUGCCACUACUACCCAGAGAAUGUCCUCGCCACUAGCCAAAGCAUUCAUCCUACAUUCAUACCCCGGCCUACACGAAGCUUUGUCGCGGCCGCUCAAAAGUGAAGAGGAAGAUCUGACGCCACAAGACAGGAUGAAACUAACGUUCCAGCUGACAUGUUUACUCACUCUCUGCCAUGUGGUUCUAGAUCAUCAGAAUCGUCCUGAGAGCCUGAAGUCAUGGAUGUCGAAUAUCUCCCACAUGGUCGACGAUGCUCAACUGACUAGACAACCAUGCAAUAAUCAUCUAUGGCUGAUACAGAUUCAUGACCAGUCCUCACAACAUAACACUCGUGUAUGGCAAUGUGCAAGCUUUGUCUGGUUGCUCAGGCACUUCCCUUAUUCUGUGCAGAAGGGUUUGCGCAAUUGGCUCCUAGCUUUCAUGGAAGGCCGUUUGGUGAAGUCGAGUAAGAACGUCGAUUCCUUCUACUUCAGCUAUGCUAUGCCACAUUGA